Molecule: messenger RNA, 1390 nt
Organism: Cololabis saira (Pacific saury)
Lineage: Eukaryota; Metazoa; Chordata; Actinopteri; Beloniformes; Belonidae
Product: glutathione S-transferase 3, mitochondrial-like
Exons: 6
Coding region: 100-564 (154 amino acids)
Cellular component (GO): endoplasmic reticulum; nuclear envelope; membrane
Molecular function (GO): glutathione peroxidase activity; glutathione transferase activity
Source: RefSeq, a predicted model, not a curated record
GGCUGCUACUCGGAAAUAAAGGACGCUCCUGCAAGUUCAGCUGCGUCUCCGGAAACUUACUGAUCCCAACAACUCCCUCGCACUGUCAGUUGUGUCACCAUGGUUACGCUGUCUAAAGAGUAUGGGUACGUGGUGCUGACCGGCGCGGCCAGCAUGUUCAUGGUGGGACACCUGGCCAUGAAAGUGGUGAAGGCCAGGAAGAAGUACAAGGUGGAGUACCCUCAGAUGUACAGUGACGACCCAGAGAAUGGACAGAUCUUCAACUGCAUCCAGCGCGCUCACCAGAACACCCUGGAGAUGUAUCCCGGCUUCCUCUUCUGCCUGGUCGUCGGCGGCUUCCACUCACCUCGUCUGAUCAGUGGGCUGGGUAUGGUGUGGAUCAUCGGCAGAGAGGUGUACGCACACGGAUACUCCACCGGAGAUCCCAAAAAACGAAUGAGGGGAUUGUUUGGCAACUUGGCCAUCUUUGGGAUGAUGCUGACCACCAUGAACUUUGGCCGCCACCUGCUGGGCUGGACCGGGCCGAGGAUGGGCUCCUUCCGUCCCAUCCAGAGGAGUUUGUAGGACCAAGACAUCAGCACUGAAUUUACUCUUUAAAACAAUGGCAACUACAGAAUAAUGUAAACUACGUUUGUACCUUAAUGUCUGGCCAGCGGAAGGAGUUUAUGUUGUCAGGUGGUCCGACUGGUUUCCCAUAUAAAGGAACGGCUGAACUUGGAGUACUGGUUGUGGCACUUUCACUCACCGGCCUUCCCAAAGCAGCUAUGAGUUUGACCUUUUUUUUUUAAAGAAUAGGAACCACGCCGUGAUCAUUUGGCAACAUGAUUUUCAAAUCUUAUUUGCUGCUGUAGAGAAAAUUGUAAAAUCAAAAGAUUGAAUGUAGUUCAUUUGGUCUUGGCUUAUGUGGCAGGGUGGAGAGGUUGAUGGGACACGCGCACCUGUGUCCCAUCAACCUGAGUGGCUGCCGCGCCUCCACCCUGCCUGCCUUAUAAGGCAGAGCUGGACAGCAGAAGGGGGUUGUCGGAGGAGCUGUCUAAUGCUGUGCUUCUGCACGUGUGAUUUGGGUGAAUAAAAAGGGUCUGCACGAAACUCUGUGUCUCUCCAUCCUUCGGUCGGCCCCGGUAGCACUCGCCCUGCUACAGCUUAUAAUUAACUCUGCUGUUUCUUUAUCUCAGACGAGGGUUUUAGGUAAUUGAUUACCUGGUGUGUUUCGGUCUGAAGGUGGAAUCAUGUCGGUUAAACGGUAACCUAAAACCCUUGUCUGAGAUAAAACAAACAGCGGAGUUUAUAAACUCAAAUGUUGCUUUCUGUUCAUUGCCUCGGCGUUUACUAAACUGACAAAUAUACAUUUUGUAAACUCCCAAAUAAAGGAAGUAUAUUAUCAAAUGAA